AUGCUGCGUGAAGCCGCGACCUUCAGUUUAGCGAACCCCAAGGCGGAUACCUUGCCCUCCGGUGGCCGUGCCCUCGCCUCUCUGGUUCCCGAAUACCAGAAACUCUAUGAAGCCCAGUUCCGUUUCCAGGAGCCCUUUGAUCCCGUCGAUACAGUACAGUACGUCGCACAUGCGAUGCUCACCUCCAGCCCCGAAGAGGUUUACACCCAUGACAACCUCAUUAUUGAGCCGGAUCUGAAGGUAUGUGCAUCCACUGCCACCCCCCCCCAGGCCAGAUGUGUGUGUGAGCAAGAGGAUGUUUGA
Molecule: messenger RNA, 303 nt
Organism: Dibothriocephalus latus
Lineage: Eukaryota; Metazoa; Platyhelminthes; Cestoda; Diphyllobothriidea; Diphyllobothriidae
Source: the annotation of a GenBank genome assembly